Messenger RNA from Solea solea (common sole), 3265 nucleotides. It is a transcript of the gene adora2ab, whose product is annotated as adenosine A2a receptor b. Gene Ontology annotation, biological process: G protein-coupled adenosine receptor signaling pathway; adenylate cyclase-activating G protein-coupled receptor signaling pathway. NCBI's taxonomy places the organism in Eukaryota, Metazoa, Chordata, Actinopteri, Pleuronectiformes, Soleidae. The record is from RefSeq and is a predicted model, not a curated record. Gene Ontology annotation, cellular component: membrane. Bases 593 to 1996 code for a protein of 467 amino acids. The transcript has 5 exons. Gene Ontology annotation, molecular function: G protein-coupled adenosine receptor activity.
GAGAGAGAGGCGGUGAGUCGUGCGUUUUUCUGGUGCGCGCCUUGAAACUUAACGGAUCACGUGCGGCAGCGAUGCCUCGUUAGAAGAUUUGCAUCAUCUCUGGGGAGUUUUUCUUUUUCAUUCACAUUAAAGGCGAUGGAAGCGGAUUUAAUCAUUUGAACGGACCCUGUUUGUGUGGAGGGACUUCUUUUCUUUUUUGUUUUACUCCAUCAGUGAGACCUCUCCUGGGUUUUGGUAGCCGUUGAGCAAAACCCUCAGCAGACGCUCCCUCCUUGACAUUCUGCUGCCGCUUGAAACAAAGUUCACAAAGCUGAACGCAGCUGGGCAAUAAAGAGGAAGGUGGACAGACAGAUGCAGCAGCAGCAGCAGCAGCAGCAGCAGCAGUGUGUCACAGUCAAAGUGUACGAGUGAAGUAAGACAGCACAGGCGUGAGGUUUGUGGUGGGAACUUCCUUUCUCGACUGUCCCACCAGUGACACAAUCGCUCCUCCCCGGAGCGGUUUGGCAAGCAGGUAUUUUGUCUGAAAACACAUCGGGCCGCCAAGUGUGUGGGAUGACAACGCAACGAAAACAAAAAAGAGGAAAAAAUAACCAUGCUGAAGAAUGACCAGCUGGUCUAUAUUGGCCUGGAGCUGGUGAUCGCCUGCCUGGCUGUGGCGGGAAACGUGCUGGUCUGCUGGGCCGUCUGCCUCAACUCCAACCUGCAGAGCAUCACCAACUUCUUUGUGGUGUCACUGGCGGUCGCUGAUAUCGCCGUGGGGCUGCUGGCAAUUCCCUUCGCCAUCGCCGUCAGUACUGGUUUCUGCGCCAGCUUCUACGGAUGCCUGUUCAUCGCCUGCUUCGUCCUCGUACUCACCCAGAGCUCCAUCUUCAGCCUGCUGGCCAUCGCCGUGGACCGCUACAUCGCUAUCAAGAACCCGCUCAGGUACAGCGGUGUGGUGACGGGGCAGAGGGCGAAGGGCAUCAUCACUUUGUGCUGGGUCCUCUCCGUGGGUAUCGGCCUGACUCCGAUGCUGGGCUGGAACACAGGUUUGAAGGCCUCAUCCAGCAGCAGCAGCAGCUGCCCUCAGGGUAUGACCGAGUGUCUCUUUGAAGGAGUGGUCACCCUGGACUACAUGGUCUAUUUCAACUUCUUUGGCUGCGUGCUUGUACCUCUGGUGGUCAUGCUGGUCAUCUAUGCCCACAUCUUCAUGGCCGCGCGGCACCAGCUCCGACUGAUGGGGCUCAAAAUUGCGCAAGCACCCACGCCGGGAGAAACCACCCUGUCUUCCGGCUCGUCUCGUUCGACCCUGCAGAAGGAAGUGCACGCUGCCAAAUCGCUGGCCAUCAUUGUGGGUUUGUUUGCCUUUUGUUGGCUUCCGGUGCACAUCAUCAACUGCUUCAACCACCUGUGUCGGGACUGUAACCGCCCACAUAUCUGGAUCAUGAACAUUGCCAUCAUCCUGUCGCACGCAAACUCUGUCGUGAAUCCCUUUAUCUACGCCUACCGCAUUCGGGAGUUCAGGCUGACGUUCCGCAGGAUCCUGUACCAGCAAAUUCUGCGGCAGCGGGACGUGAACAGGUCUGGCGUUGGGAAUCACGACAGCAGAGGUGUUGGGAGCAGCCGCAGCAGCAUCAUUGGAACCUCGUCCUCUUCCCGUACCAGUAAAGAGCGUAUGUCAUGUGGCACAAUAGUCAACAGUUACAUUCUGGGCCCUGGUUCAAACGAAACUCCGCCGGAAGUGUCUUGUCUGUGGACAAUAAAGUUAGACUCUGAUCCAAAUGGCUGCAGAAACAACGGUCACAAAAUAAAAGGAGACAACCCCGCGGCAGCAGCACCACUGCCGUGCAUCUCUGGGUUUUCUGUGCAGGAGGGGACGGAGUCAGUGUCGGGGUCAACAGAUUCCGAGGAGCUUAAGGACAGUCAGAGCUGCAUUACUUUCAUGAAUGCUCAUGCAUUCUUCCCAAAACAGACUGACCAUGGCUGCUCUGCAGGAGGUCUUACAGAGGUCUCAUGAUACUUAUAAUACAUGAAUACUCAUAUUGCCGUUAAGCACAUAAGACACUGCUAAUAAAAGAACACAAAUGAGGCCUCAGUUCUGACAAAAAUCAUAUUUUAGGUCUCAUAUGUUUGAAGCUAAGUCCAUCCAAAUGUGCAUAAAAUACUUUUAACUGUACAUAUCUUGUAAUGUGUUUUUAAAACUAUAUAAAAUAUAAGGUAAUAGGUUAUUUUUUUGGAAUGGCUGUGUUUUAUAUCCACUGGAGAAUUAAAUAUGUAUGACAUACUGUAUAUCACAGUUUAUUAUUAUUAUUAUUAUUAUUAUUAUAUAUUAAUCAGCUUAAAACUACUGCAACUUAAGGUCUUAGUGAACAAUAAAACUGUCUACUCGGACAAACUUGGGGAGAACACGUUUGACAACAAAUAUUAGGCGUGCUCUAUCUUUUGUGUAUAGAUCUAUUGAAAAGUAAUUUCUCAAACUGCGCGGAAGCUGCAGAACACUUGAUUUGCGAGAUUGAUAACUGCCAGGCAACAUGUGUCUGUUACUGCUUCAACGACAAGGAAGUGGUGCACACACACACACACACACACAGGCCAGUUACCAACCAUUCAAAACAAAGCUUGUUUGAUCUAUUCAACUAUCAGUUCAUAUGCCUGUAAUGUGGCACACAAACACACACACACAGGUUUGCACAUGUAUCCUUCUUAGGACACUGCAUUGACUUCCAUUCAUUUGCACAACCUAAACAAAGCGCUAUCAAUCAAUAAUGCCUAACCUUAACCUUAACUUAACCGCAAUUCAAAUCUUAGCCCUAAACUUAACCAGUUCCUCAAAAAGGAAGGAAGUUCUGCCUCAUUCAGACCAGGUUUUGGUCUCCAAGAGGACUCCAGAUCCUGAUAAGGUCAGUGUUUCUGCCAGAAAAGGGACCUUAAGAGGUAACAAACACAAGUGUACACACACACUUACGACUACAGACUACUCUGUGAGGAGUGUUUACAGAGUAGCCUGACUGCUGACGCCAGUCAAUGGGCCUAAUGCAAUGGAAAUCAAAUGAAGGUUCAUAUGAUGAUGUCUUUUAUUAUGCCAUUAUGCCUUCUCUUUCCUCACUAAAAAGCCCUUCCUCUGUGAGAAAGACCUACAUUUAGCGACACUAAUGUGCUUUAAACCAAUCCCAGAGACGAGUCUACAGGGAAAAAACAUAUAUGGGUAUGUUUUCAGCAUGUGAACUGUAUUUAUUCCAAAACUAUGAUGGUUGCUUUGUGGUGAUGUCCUGUAUAUGUGUAUUCA